Megalops cyprinoides (Indo-Pacific tarpon) is the source of this 2979-nucleotide messenger RNA. It is a transcript of the gene spint1a, whose product is annotated as serine peptidase inhibitor, Kunitz type 1 a. The transcript is spliced from 11 exons. Lineage: Eukaryota; Metazoa; Chordata; Actinopteri; Elopiformes; Megalopidae. The record is from RefSeq and is a predicted model, not a curated record. The coding region runs from base 270 to 1808 and encodes 512 amino acids. Gene Ontology annotation, molecular function: protein binding; serine-type endopeptidase inhibitor activity.
GUACAGGUUGCUCGAAGAGACACACCUGGGAGACGAAAAGGGUUAAAUUGUUUAUUUCACGUUUCCGACGAAAGGGAACACCUUGGAACAAAAGUGACACGGUAUCGACUGAAAGUAGGUGCCACCUAUGUAUUUUACGCACAGGGAAUCUGAACUACGGAAAAGUAUUGGAGGGUCCAUUUCGAGUGGGUUUUAACUGCAGAUCGCCCUUUGAAGAAGAAGAAGAAAGUUCUAGCAAGAGGUCGGUGAAGUUCUUAGCUACCUUUAGCAUGACCCCUUUACGGAUCGGAUUGUUACUGGGCUCCUCGCUUUUGCUCCAAACAUUGUGCACGGUGCGCGCACAGGCCGAAACCUUCGGGGAGCAAUGUUUGGCGAAAUUUAAAAAGGGGAAAGAAGGCUUUGUUCUGGACACAGACGAGUCAGUGAAAGAGGGGGCCACGUUCACCGCUUCCCCGGCAGUGCAACGUACAAACGACUGCGUGCGCUCUUGUUGCAAAGACCCCAAGUGUAAUUUGGCUUUGAUGGAAGAUGGAGAGGAGGAGGGCUUGAUCAAAGCUUGCUUCCUCUUUAACUGUCUGUACAAGCAAAAAUACGUCUGUAAGUUUGUGAAGAAGAAGGGCUUCAACAACUACAUAUUAAGCACGGUUUUCGAUAAUUACCUGGAGAGACCACACACCAUUCCCGGUGAUGAUGAUGAUAAGCCUCCAAUUGCCAAUGGGGGCCAGGACAGAGUUGUCCAGCCCCAGGAGACAGUGACCUUGAAUGGCAUUGAGAGCCGUGACGACAAGAAGAUCGUCAGUUAUCAGUGGCGCCUGAUAAAGGGCAAUCCAGGGGCUGUCAUUGAGAAAACUCACUUUGAGGAUGAAGUCAUGGUGUCCAAUCUCUCUGCUGGAAUUUACAAGUUUCAGCUGACUGUAACUGACACCAUUGGCCAGUCAGACAGUACAGAGGUCACCGUUCUGGUCCUCACACCAGAGCAGUCUCAGAAUCACUGCAUGGUCCCCAAGAAGGUGGGUCCCUGCCGGGGCUCCUUCCCUCGGUGGCACUACAAUGUGGUGUCUGAGAAGUGCGAGGAGUUCACGUUCGGGGGCUGCGCUGCAAACCUCAACAACUACCUGUCCCUAGAGGAGUGCACCAAAGCCUGCGACGGGGUGUCAGUUAUGCCAGAUAAAAGUGGCAGAAUGGGUCCUCUCCCUCCUCCUGAAGGGGAGGUGUGUGGUUCCCCAUGCGAGCCCACCCAGUUCACCUGUGCCAACGGCUGCUGCCUGGACAAAGGCCUGGAGUGUGACAAGCAGAAGCAGUGCAGUGACGGCUCAGAUGAGGAGUCCUGCGACAACCUUGAUGCAAAAUUCAGGAUCCUGCUGCAGAUCCCUUUGGAAGAACAGAAAGUCCGCUGCACAGAACCUCCCAGAACAGGUCCAUGCCGGGCCAGUAUGACCAACUGGUACUAUGACCCUUUGGAGAGGAGCUGUUACCGUUUUAAUUACGGCGGCUGCGAUGGGAAUGAAAACAGGUUUGAGGACCAAGACACCUGCAUGGCAACCUGCAAAAUGGUAACAGGAGAUGAUCUCUUUGCAAGGGCAGGCUUCGAGUACCUUGAGGAUCAGAAGAGUCAGUCAGGCACCAUAGCAAUCGCUGUGCUGCUGGGUGUGGCUAUCCUGAUCAUGCUGGCAAUCCUGGGCUACUGCUUCCUAAAGGGCAAGAAGGAGCAGCCGAGGCACCAGCGUGUCGCUGUCAACGGCUCGCAGGUUUCCACCAUGGAGGACACCGAACGUUUGGUCUACAACAGCACCACCAAGCCCAUCUGAGCCAGUACUAACCCCAGCCAGGGUUCACUUCAGUGCCCAGUGCAGCUGAGCAAGAAGCAAGACCAUACACAUACACACACACACACACACACACACACACACACACACACACACGCACAUACUCAUGUACACAUUUUAAUAUUUCUGCCUGCUUGUGUCUGUACAUUGGAGCUUUUUAGGGAGGGGGUUGGGGAGACAUUUUAUUUUUAUACAGCCAUAUCCUACGAACAUCAAGGUGAUACUUGGACAUACAAGUGUACAGAGCUUAUCUGUGUUAACUGGACAGCAUGCAGGCAACGGAAAGCCCUCCAAAUAGAAAAAUAUGUUACACCUGCUUUUAAAACACUGCUGAUUUUUGUGCGUGAAGUGUUUGUUUCACGAAAGGCCAUAGUACAAAGAUUUUGUUUUUUAAGUCUGUUCUCAGGGUAAGACUGUCUCAUGGAGAAAACCUACAAGUUCUCAUUUCUGCUGAGUUCACAUGAUUCAUGUAAACAGGUUGAAGGAGGCUGAAUUGAAACAUCUCUGUUUGAACCAGCAACUCCAAAUGUGGCUGCCACUUCAUAGCUAGGUUUUUUUUUAUUGCCUAAUUUUCAUCACAAGGCAUUUUUCAAUAGAUUGUGUCGUUGAAAAUGAUUUGUACAUAAUGGCUUUUUGUCAAGUGCUUAGGAAGAGUAUGAGGAAAUAAGUUUAUUGGGUAACUGCUGUAAAAUAGGCUUUUCUCCUGAGUAUUGGAAAUGCAGAAAGAAAUAUGGGAGUGAAUUUCUUUGUUUGUGAGACUUUUAUUUUUAUACAGAUAAAAAUAAAUAUCUCAUUCUAGCUCACAGACUGCCAGCAUUGUCUACACACAAGUUGUAUAUAUUUUUUUCUUUGUUUUAAAAAUGCUAUUUGAAAAUAUUAAACCAGACAGUUUAAUUUUAAUAAAAAGGAUCUGAGUGUCUAUAAAAAGGUUUGUGUUUGUACAGAUGUUUCCAGGAAAGGUUGCCUUUUUCUGCAUUCCAGGGCAAUUUUGAGCCAAAUUAUUCAUGCUACAUGUACAUGUAAUUAUGUCAUUUUGAAUUUGUGUGAAAAAAGGGGAUUCUGAUUGUCACUAUUCAUGUUCCGUAUCAUAACCAUAACGGAGACAAAAUCAUUGAUAGGGAACCGAUAUCAUUUUGUACCUUUUUUUUUUUUU